UUUCUUUGUCCCAUGCAGACUGAGCCCCUGCUCUAAUCUGGGUUAUCGGACCGUAAUCAGCUUAGCCCACUGCAUCUCUCCAGGCUGCUGCUGGGUGGGCACUUUGUGUUCGCUUUAUUCUGUCCAUGCCCACGCCGCCGCUCUCACGCGCAUGUAGACAGGCCUCUGGGGGGGGCACAGCGAGCUAACCCGGGGAAGUUCACUUUGGAGGAGCCCAACGGUCCUUUCCAUGGCUGAGAGUGGAGAGACGGGACCGUCGGGGGGAGCACCCGCCGCGGACCUUUACCCCAAAAAGAUACUGGAAUACAUGGAAGGCUUCCUCGUCUCCAAGACGGUGUUCUCGGCCUGCGAGCUGGGUGUGUUCGACGUGCUGCUGGCUGCGGAGCUCCCCCGCUCUGCAGAGGAGGUCAGUCAGGCGGUCGGAGCGAGUCUGGACGGCACUCAGAGACUGCUGGCCGCCUGCACCGGCCUGCAGCUCCUCAACACACACCAGGAAAACGGACAAGUGCUGUACAGUAACAGCGAGCAGGCCAGCGUCUACCUGACCCGCUCCAGCCCCGUGUCCCUCUACCAGUCCAUCCAGUACAGCUCCAGGACCAUCUACCACUGCUGGCACUACCUGACCGACGCUGUCAGAGAGGGAAGGAACCAGUAUGAAAAGGCUUUUGGAGUCAGCUCCAACGACCUGUUCCAGGCUCUCUACAGGUCUGAUGAGGAGAUGCUGAAGUUUAUGCAGUUGAUGAACUCUAUCUGGAACAUCUGCGGUAAGGACGUGGUCACGGCCUUCGACCUUUCGCCUUUCAACAUCAUCUGCGACCUCGGAGGCUGCAGUGGAGCUUUAGCCAAGCACUGCACGUCAGCCUACCCAGAAUGCACCGUGACGAUCUUUGACCUCCCCAAGGUGGUGCAGACGUCGAGGGAACACUUUGUCGCCGGGGCCGACGGGAGGAUAAACUUCCACGAGGGAGACUUCUUCAAAGACCCCCUGCCAGAGGCCGACCUCUACAUCCUCGCCAGAAUCCUCCACGACUGGACAGACGAGCGCUGCACGGAGCUUCUGAGUAGAGUCAACAGAGCCUGCAAACCCGGAGGCGGCGUGUUGCUGGUGGAGGCGUUGCUCCACGAGGACGGCUCCGGCCCUGUGACGGCGCAGCUCUACUCCCUGAACAUGCUGGUGCAGACGGAGGGCCGGGAGAGGACGGCUGCUCAGUACGCCGCCCUGCUGGCCGCCGCCGGCUUCACCGGCGUCCGGCACCGCCUCACCGGGAAGAUCUACGACGCCGUGCUGGGCCGCAAAGAGGGAUGAGGCCGAGAGCUCACACCACCCCGGGAAAAUGUUUUCCUCCUUUUACAAAAAAAAAAUGACAACAACAUAUUGUGUAUCAUCUCUGAACCACUCAGACCAAGGUCACUUGUCCGCCCAAUCCAGGAUACGGAUUGUAUCCUAUACAAAUUGUGCCUCCUUUUAAAUACAUUUAUUAUGUAAAUAA
This is a messenger RNA of Pungitius pungitius (ninespine stickleback), 1490 nucleotides long. RefSeq names its product acetylserotonin O-methyltransferase (gene asmt). Lineage: Eukaryota; Metazoa; Chordata; Actinopteri; Perciformes; Gasterosteidae. Bases 230 to 1306 code for a protein of 358 amino acids. The record is from RefSeq and is a predicted model, not a curated record. Gene Ontology annotation, molecular function: acetylserotonin O-methyltransferase activity. Gene Ontology annotation, biological process: melatonin biosynthetic process; methylation. The transcript has 8 exons.